AUGGGUAAACUAAUUAAUUUGAGGCAUCUUGAAAAUUAUGGUGCUGACAGUCUAAAGGGCUUGCCAAAAGGAAUUGGAAGAUUAAGCUCUCUUCAGACACUGGAUGUUUUCAUGUUGAGUAGUCAUGGCCAUGAUGAAUGCCAAAUAGGAGACCUGAGAAACUUGAACAACCUAAGAGGACAUCUUUUCAUUCAAGGGUUGGAUGAAGUGAAAGAUGCAGGGGAGGCAGAAAAAGCAGAAUUGAAGAAUAAGGUACACCUCCAAUAUUUGACAUUGGAAGUUGGUGAAAAGGAGGGGACAAAGGGUGUGGCUGAAGCUCUACAACCCCAUCCAAACUUGAAAUCUCUAUGUAUAUUCCAUUAUGGUGAUAGAGAAUGGCCCAAUUGGAUGAUGGGUUCAUCAUUAGCUCAACUGAAAACACUUUACCUCGCGUUUUGCGAUCGAUGUCCAUGUUUGCCUCCUUUGGGGCAACUGCCUGUCCUUGAGAAGCUGGAUAUAUGGCAUAUGCGUGGUGUGAAAUACAUAGGUAGUGAGUUUUUGGGAUCAUCAUCAACAGUAUUCCCAAAGCUGAAGGAAUUGUCUAUUUCUGGUUUGGAUGAAUUGAAGCAAUGGGAAAUAAAAGGAAAAGAAUAG
Molecule: messenger RNA, 633 nt
Organism: Vitis vinifera (wine grape)
Lineage: Eukaryota; Viridiplantae; Streptophyta; Magnoliopsida; Vitales; Vitaceae
Product: putative disease resistance RPP13-like protein 1
Exons: 1
Coding region: 1-633 (210 amino acids)
Source: RefSeq, a predicted model, not a curated record